AUGGGGUCAGAGGCGGUGAAGGUGGUGGUCCGCUGCAGGCCCCUGAACGACCGGGAGAAGGGCCUCUGCUCCAAGACGGUGCUGUGGAUAGACCUGCACCGGUGCCAGUGCUUCAUAGAGAAGCCCGGGGUGGUGGACGAGCCUCCCAAGCAGUUCACCUUUGAUGGCACCUACUUCAUUGAUCAGACCACUGAGCAGAUGUACAACGAGAUAGCCUAUCCUUUAGUGGAGGGUGUCACUGAGGGAUACAAUGGAACAAUCUUUGCUUAUGGACAAACUGGAAGUGGGAAGUCCUUCACCAUGCAGGGAGUGUCCGAUCCUGCAGCCCAGAGGGUCAUCCCGCGAGCCUUUGAGCACAUCUUUGAGAGUAUUCAGUGUGCAGAAAAUACAAAAUUCCUUGUGAGGGCCUCCUACCUGGAGAUUUACAAUGAAGAAAUCCGAGACCUUUUGGGGAUUGACACCAAACACAGAUUGGAGCUGAAAGAGCAUCCAGAGCGUGGGGUGUAUGCGCGGGACCUCUCCAUGCACACUGUGCACAGCGUGGGGGAGUGCGAGAGAAUAAUUGAGCGAGGGUGGAGGAACCGGGCAGUGGGCUACACGCUGAUGAACAAGGACUCCUCACGCUCGCACUCCAUCUUCACCAUCCAUUUGGAGAUCUGCAACACAGAUGCAGAUGGCCAGGAUCAUCUACGAGCAGGUAAACUCAACCUCGUUGACCUGGCAGGAAGUGAGCGUCAGUCCAAGACCGGCGCUACAGGGGAGCGGCUCCGCGAGGCCACCAAGAUCAACCUCUCCCUCUCGGCCCUGGGCAACGUCAUCUCCGCCCUGGUGGACGGACGCUCCAAAUACAUCCCCUACCGGGACUCCAAGCUGACCAGACUGCUGCAGGACUCCCUGGGAGGAAACACGCGCACCUUGAUGAUCGCCUGCCUCUCGCCCGCGGACAACAACUAUGAGGAAAGCCUGAGCACGCUGCGCUAUGCCAACCGGGCCAAGAGCAUCCACAACCGGCCUCGUAUCAAUGAGGACCCCAAGGAUGCUCUGCUCCGAGAGUACCAGGAGGAGAUCAAGAAGUUGCGGGCGCUCAUCUCUGGCCAGCUGGGCAGCGCUAACCUUGCGUCUCUCCUGGAUGGUCAGUUGUCUGGGUCGUCCCCUGCUGCUCCUUCAAGGCCGCAAUCCAGCAACACAGAAGCAGAGAAGGAGAAGAUUAAAGAGGAGUACGAGGUGAGGCUGGCCAAGUUGCAGGCCGAGUACAAUGCAGAGCAGGAAUCCAAAGCGAAGCUGCAGGAGGACAUCGCUGCCCUGCGUUUCUCCUGUGAAUCCAAGCUGUCCGAUCUGGAAAAGGCUCGAGCCAGCAGGGGGAGCUCUGUCCCAAAGAAUGAAAACAGGAAAUCAUCUCCCCAAGAACCAUCAUCAGUGAGCUCUAGCUGUAUGACAGAUGAUGCUGAAGAAGAGUUCUGCCACAACACUGAUCCCACGUGCCACAGUACAUCUGGAGAAACUUCCGUGACCAAGCUGGCUGUAGCAGCAGACGGUGUCCAAAAAAGGCCAGAUGGAGACUCACCUGACGUCACUGCAGGGCCUCUGGACCAGCAACACGUCCUGGAAAGACUGCAGCAGCUGGAACAGGAGGUGGUUGGAGGAGAGCAGGCCAGGAACAAAGAGUUGAAGCAGAGGCAGAGGCAGAGGAGGAACCUCGCCGACCAGAGAAAAGGCCAUCUUAUCUGCGCUCUGUCAGAGAACAGCGAGGACAGUGAAAAUGUGCUGUUGAACGUCUACAACUCCAUCCAGGAAGAGGUUCACGCCAAAAGCCAAAUGCUGGACAAGGUCCAGGGCAAGCUGAAAGCAGCCAAACUGGAGAUCCGUGACCUGCAGGCGGAGUUUGAGGUGGAGAGGGACGACUACCUGGCAACCAUCCGGCGCCUGGAGAGGGAGGGCCAGCUGCUGAACAGCCUGCUGGAGCGGAUGGUGCCGCUGGUGCGCCGUGACUGCAACUACAGCAACCUGGACCGACUGAAGAAAGAGGCUGUCUGGGACGAGGACGGCGCCACCUGGAGGCUGCCUGAUGUGAUGGUGCAGAAAACAACGCUGCCUUCAGCAGUGGCUCCAAAACUUCCAGCCGGCAGAGGUUCAGUUGCUGACACUGGAGAGUCGUUCAUGCAGGUGGAGGAGGACCGGUACAAGGAGAUGCUGGACCGUAGCGACAGUGAGAACAUCGCCAGCAGCUACUUCAAGUCAAGGAGAGCGAGCCAACUGCUGGGACGUGAAGCUACCAAGGGACACGCCGUCCACUCUCCCCCCCUGGUUAACGGGCCGGCCCACCUCACCGUGAGCGGUUCCACCAUGAACCCUCCUCUCAGCACAGACUCCGUCCUGCCACGUCCCUUCCGCCUGGAGUCGUUGGGUGUCCCGGUGUCCAACGGUAAAGUGAGGCGCAAAAAGAGCAAAUCUCACAUCCAUAACGAGGGGAUUUGA
Anoplopoma fimbria (sablefish) is the source of this 2475-nucleotide messenger RNA. RefSeq names its product kinesin family member 17 (gene kif17). The record is from RefSeq and is a predicted model, not a curated record. Gene Ontology annotation, biological process: microtubule-based movement. Gene Ontology annotation, molecular function: microtubule motor activity; ATP binding; microtubule binding. Lineage: Eukaryota; Metazoa; Chordata; Actinopteri; Perciformes; Anoplopomatidae.